AUGCCCUUGUUGAGGGGUAUUUUUAUUUUCGAUUUUGCGGUAUCCCGGGAUCUGCAUGCCGAAUUCGCGCGCGGUAGGGGUAGCGAGAACAUGAUGGGUCUUCCUGAUGCCGACGUUUCCAAGUGGAUGUGGCAAGUCCUCGAGGCGUCCAUUUACCUUCAUAAUGGCCUAGACGUGGUACAUAGGGACUUGAAACCGGCCAAUAUUCUCUUGGAUGCUCAAGGAAACGCCAGAGUAGCCGACUUUGGAUCCAGCUUCGUUCUGUCGCAAGGUCUAGAGAAGUAG
This is a messenger RNA of Linnemannia hyalina, 285 nucleotides long. Lineage: Eukaryota; Fungi; Mortierellomycota; Mortierellomycetes; Mortierellales; Mortierellaceae. The record is from the annotation of a GenBank genome assembly.